Molecule: messenger RNA, 8014 nt
Organism: Sus scrofa (pig)
Lineage: Eukaryota; Metazoa; Chordata; Mammalia; Artiodactyla; Suidae
Source: RefSeq, a predicted model, not a curated record
CCCUCCUCUUCCUCUUUGGGAUUGUCCCUGCCACACAUGUAUCUACACACACACACACACACACACACACACACCUCCAGGAAGAAAAAAAAGACAAGUGGGGAUUGAAGAAUUCAAACCCUCCCUCCAGUCCUGAGAGGAAAGGGCUGUCUGAGGUCCGCAGGGGGUGGAGGGUGUGUGUGUGUGUGUGUGUGUGUGUGUGUGUGUGUGUGUACACACGCCCUCCCUGGCGUGCCUUUUCCGGAGCACUGGAAAGCGGUCCACAGUGGACCACCUCGAGGGCCGCCGCAGCGCGGCAGUGCCGCGUGCCCCCUACUCCCGAGCCCCCUCCGCUCGUGUCUCUGCCCCUGUCCCUAUUUGCAGCCUAAACUCCUGUAAUACUGCCACAUUUCUUAAUGUUUUAGAGGGGGAGGCGGAGUGGAGGGAGGCGGAGAGAGGAGGGGGGGAGGGAGCCGAAAUAAAGGUGGUUUCCUUUUUUGGCAGCAGGUUUUGCUUUUGUUGAGCAUGAAAUCUCUGCUCCCUUAAAAAUUAUCCUCGGAAGAGGGCAUCUCCCCUCUUCUUUUCCAGUUUUUGAGCCACUGCUUCUCAGAGCGUGGGGGAAAGGGAAAGUUGUAAACAAAUUGCCACCUUAAAUCCGCCGUGCGGGUCGGCGGAGCUGCCGGGUUCAUUGUGUUUACGAGGCUCGCUGAAAUGUGUGGAAUCCGGGGAAGGCGCUCACCCAGACGGGGGCCCGCCGGGGCCGCGGCCAGCGCCGGGGAAACGCCGCCGCCGGGAGCAGCCAGCGCCCAGCCAGGACCCCCGCUUGCGUCGGCCUGGGCCCUUCCCCUGUGUACUCGGCUGCUUUUUACGUUUAACCAGAAAGGAAGGGAAAGGAGGGAAAGAUCCAUGUGGCUGCCCUCUUCCGAUCACAAAUAUUGUCGGGAAAGCUACUGGCCGGAAAGCGCCGCUGUGGCUGAGAGCGAAGUUUCAGAGACUCUUAUUUAAACUGGGUUGUUACAUUCAAAAAAACUGCGGCAAGUUCUUGGUUGUAGGCCUCCUCAUAUUUGGGGCCUUCGCUGUGGGAUUAAAGGCAGCUAAUCUCGAGACCAACGUGGAGGAGCUGUGGGUGGAAGUUGGUGGACGAGUAAGUCGUGAAUUAAAUUAUACCCGCCAGAAGAUUGGAGAAGAGGCUAUGUUUAAUCCUCAACUCAUGAUUCAGACCCCCAAGGAAGAAGGUGCUAACGUCCUGACCACAGAAGCUCUCCGACAGCACCUGGACUCGGCGCUCCAGGCCAGCCGGGUGCAUGUAUAUAUGUAUAACAGGCAGUGGAAAUUGGAACAUUUGUGUUAUAAAUCUGGAGAACUUAUCACAGAAACAGGUUACAUGGAUCAGAUAAUCGAAUAUCUUUACCCUUGUUUAAUUAUUACACCUUUGGACUGCUUCUGGGAAGGGGCGAAGUUACAGUCUGGGACAGCCUACCUACUAGGUAAGCCUCCUUUGCAGUGGACAAACUUUGACCCUUUGGAAUUCCUUGAAGAGUUAAAGAAAAUAAACUAUCAAGUGGACAGCUGGGAGGAAAUGCUGAAUAAGGCUGAGGUUGGUCAUGGUUACAUGGACCGGCCCUGCCUCAAUCCGGCUGAUCCAGACUGCCCUGCCACAGCCCCCAACAAAAAUACAACCAAACCUCUUGAUAUGGCCCUUGUUUUGAACGGUGGAUGUCAUGGAUUAUCCAGAAAGUAUAUGCACUGGCAGGAGGAACUCAUCGUGGGUGGCACAGUCAAGAACAGUACUGGAAAGCUUGUCAGCGCCCACGCCUUGCAGACCAUGUUCCAGUUAAUGACCCCCAAGCAGAUGUACGAACACUUCAAGGGGUAUGAGUACGUCUCGCACAUCAGCUGGAACGAGGACAAGGCGGCCGCCAUCCUGGAGGCUUGGCAGAGGACAUACGUGGAGGUGGUUCAUCAAAGUGUCGCUCAGAACUCCACUCAGAAGGUGCUCUCCUUUACCACAACGACCCUGGACGACAUCCUCAAGUCCUUCUCUGAUGUCAGCGUCAUCCGAGUGGCCAGUGGCUACUUACUGAUGCUUGCCUAUGCCUGUUUAACCAUGCUGCGCUGGGACUGCUCCAAGUCCCAGGGUGCCGUGGGGCUGGCUGGCGUCCUGUUGGUUGCACUGUCAGUGGCUGCAGGAUUGGGCCUGUGCUCAUUGAUCGGGAUCUCCUUUAAUGCUGCAACAACUCAGGUUUUGCCAUUUCUCGCUCUUGGUGUUGGCGUGGAUGAUGUUUUCCUUCUGGCGCAUGCAUUUAGUGAAACAGGACAGAAUAAAAGAAUCCCUUUUGAGGACAGGACUGGAGAAUGCCUCAAGCGCACCGGAGCCAGCGUGGCCCUCACAUCCAUCAGCAAUGUCACAGCCUUCUUUAUGGCCGCAUUAAUCCCCAUCCCUGCUCUGCGGGCCUUCUCCCUCCAGGCGGCUGUAGUUGUGGUGUUCAAUUUUGCUAUGGUUCUGCUAAUUUUCCCUGCAAUUCUCAGCAUGGAUUUGUAUCGACGAGAGGACAGGAGAUUGGAUAUUUUCUGCUGUUUUACGAGCCCCUGUGUCAGCAGAGUGAUUCAGGUCGAACCCCAGGCCUACACAGAGACGCACGAUAACACCCGCUACAGCCCCCCGCCCCCCUACAGCAGCCACAGCUUCGCCCACGAAACCCAGAUCACCAUGCAGUCUACAGUGCAGCUUCGCACGGAGUACGAUCCCCACACACACGUGUACUAUACCACUGCCGAGCCGCGCUCCGAGAUCUCUGUGCAGCCUGUCACCCUGGCCCAGGACACCCUCAGCUGCCAGAGCCCCGAGAGCACCAGCUCCACGAGGGACCUGCUGUCCCAGUUCUCAGACUCCAGCCUCCACUGCCUCGAGCCCCCCUGCACCAAGUGGACGCUCUCCUCUUUUGCUGAGAAGCACUAUGCGCCUUUCCUCUUGAAACCCAAAGCCAAGGUCGUGGUGAUCUUCCUCUUCCUGGGCCUGCUGGGGGUCAGCCUGUAUGGGACCACCCGAGUGCGUGAUGGACUGGACCUUACAGACAUCGUGCCUCGGGAAACGAGAGAAUACGACUUCAUUGCUGCACAGUUCAAGUACUUCUCUUUCUACAACAUGUAUAUCGUCACUCAGAAAGCAGACUACCCCAACAUCCAGCACUUACUUUAUGACCUUCACAAGAGCUUCAGUAACGUGAAGUAUGUCAUGUUGGAAGAAAAUAAACAGCUUCCCAAAAUGUGGCUGCACUACUUCAGAGACUGGCUCCAAGGACUUCAGGAUGCGUUUGACAGUGACUGGGAAACUGGGAAAAUCAUGCCAAACAAUUAUAAAAAUGGAUCAGAUGAUGGGGUCCUUGCCUACAAACUCCUGGUGCAAACUGGCAGCCGCGAUAAACCCAUCGACAUCAGUCAGCUGACGAAGCGACGUCUGGUGGAUGCCGACGGCAUCAUUAACCCGAGUGCUUUCUACAUCUACCUGACUGCUUGGGUCAGCAACGACCCCGUGGCGUACGCCGCCUCCCAAGCCAACAUCCGGCCUCACCGUCCCGAGUGGGUCCACGACAAAGCCGACUACAUGCCCGAAACCAGGCUGAGAAUCCCAGCAGCAGAGCCCAUCGAAUACGCCCAGUUCCCCUUCUACCUCAACGGCCUGCGGGACACCUCGGACUUCGUGGAAGCCAUUGAAAAAGUCAGGACCAUCUGCAACAACUACACGAGCCUGGGGCUCUCCAGCUACCCCAACGGCUACCCCUUCCUCUUCUGGGAGCAGUACAUCGGCCUCCGCCACUGGCUCCUGCUGUCCAUCAGCGUAGUGCUGGCCUGCACGUUCCUCGUGUGUGCUGUCUUCCUCCUGAACCCCUGGACGGCCGGGAUCAUUGUGACCGUCUUGGCUUUGAUGACAGUCGAGCUCUUCGGCAUGAUGGGCCUCAUCGGAAUCAAGCUGAGCGCCGUGCCCGUGGUCAUCUUGAUCGCUUCCGUCGGCAUCGGAGUGGAGUUCACCGUUCACGUUGCUCUGGCCUUUCUGACAGCCAUUGGCGAUAAGAACCGCAGAGCCGUGCUGGCCCUGGAGCACAUGUUUGCGCCCGUUCUGGACGGUGCUGUCUCCACUUUGCUGGGAGUGCUGAUGCUUGCUGGAUCUGAGUUUGAUUUCAUUGUCAGGUAUUUCUUUGCUGUCCUGGCGAUCCUCACAAUCCUGGGGGUUCUCAAUGGACUGGUUCUGCUGCCCGUCCUUUUGUCCUUCUUCGGACCGUAUCCUGAGGUGUCUCCAGCCAACGGGCUGAACCGGCUGCCCACCCCUUCCCCAGAGCCACCCCCCAGCGUGGUCCGGUUUGCUGUGCCCCCGAGUCAUGCCAACAACGGGUCUGAUUCCUCUGACUCGGAGUACAGUUCUCAGACGACAGUGUCCGGCAUCAGCGAAGAGCUUCGGGCCUACGAGGCCCAGCAGGGCACUGGGGGCCCUGCCCACCAAGUGAUCGUGGAAGCUACAGAAAACCCUGUCUUUGCCCGCUCCACCGUGGUCCAUCCUGAACCGAGACAUCACCCACCCCCGAACCCUCGGCAGCAGCCUCACCGGGACUCAGGGUCCCUGCCACCCGGACGACCAGGCCAGCAGCCACGAAGAGACCCCUCCAGGGAAGGCUCGAGGCCGCCCCCCUACAGACCGCGCAGAGACGCUUUCGAAAUUUCUACUGAAGGGCAUUCGGGCCCUAGCCACAGGGACCGCGCGGGCCCCCGCGGGGCCCGUUCCCACAACCCUCGGCACUCAGCGUUCACAACCACGGGCGGCUCUGCCCCCGGCUACUGCCAGCCCAUCACCACCGUGACGGCCUCGGCCUCCGUGACCGUCGCUGUGCACCCCCCGCCCGCCCCCGGGUCCAGUCGGAACCCCCGCGGGGGGCUCUGCCCAGGCUACGAGGGCUACCCCGAGACUGACCCCGGGCUGUUUGAGGACCCCCAUGUGCCUUUUAAUGUCCGGUGCGAGAGGAGGGAUUCCAAGGUGGAAGUCAUUGAGCUGCAGGACGUGGAGUGUGAGGAGAGGCCCCGGGGCAGUGGCUCCAACUAAGGGUGAGUCAAAUCGGAAGCAAAGAGGCCAAAGAUUGGAAGCCCCUCCCCCCCCCCUCCCCGAACUGCUUGAAGAGAACUGCCCGGAGUUAGAAACAUGUGCUGUGCCAGGAGAGCAGUUCACUGUUACUGUAACCGAUUGUAUUAUUUUGUGAAAUAUUUCUAUACAUAUUUAAGAGGUGUAAACAUAUGUAAUAUACGAAGGAACGGAUGUAAAGUAGUGUCAUCUGGGGUUUCUCCACUCCUGCCUCCAGAGUAGGCAGUGGGGAGGCCGCAGCGGGGGGGGCCCCCUCCCUGUUUGUACAUUGGUCUCUGGGCCACAACCCACCUUAACGUCGUCUUAAAAUUUCAGCAUAUGUUGCUGCUGCUUAAAUAUUGUAUAAUUUACCUGUAUAAUUCUAUGCAAAUAUUGCUUAUGUAAUAGGAUUAUUUUGUAAAGGUUUCUGUUUAAAAUAUUUUAAAUUUGCAUAUCACAACCCUGUGGUAGUAUGAAAUGUUACUGUUAACUUUCCAACACGCUAUGCGUGAUAAUUUUGUUGUUGUUUAAUGAGCAGAUAUGAAGAAAAGCACGUUAACCCCGGUUGGCUUCUCUAGGUGUAGUUGGGUGCGAGUCUCCUGUUGGGCUGUGCAUGUGAACACGUGUGUGAUUUCCCAGUGUACUGUACUGUGAUUCCCGCCCCCCCCCCAACUCCUCUGUUUUGUUGCUUUUUACUGUCCGUAACCCUUAGUGGGCUCUGCCUUAGUCCGGCCAGAAGAGUCAGGAUGUCUCCCGUGCUAGUGCUAGUGGAGGGCUAGCCCUCCACAUGGCCUGAUCCUUUUGCCAGACUCACUUCAAGUUCAGGGCCUCUCUUAAGAUCAUCGGCUGCCACCCAGACCCCCCACCUGGUGCCUCAGAGGAGAUAAGUUCCUUCGCACGGACCAUUGUGGUGGAUGCUGGAACCUCAGGGUAGAGAGCUCGCAUCAUCGCUUCAUCUUCAUUGGUGUUAUACAGCCAGAGCGCAUGCCCAGUGCUCUAGCAUGAGGAGCACCAGCUGGGCCAUAAGCAGAUCCUGUAAAGUAUGCAGCCUUCAUUGUACCUCUCUGUCACCAGCACACGCACACACGCACACACACACCACCACCACCACCACCCCCCAAAUCUGAGUGGAUUGUAAGGCCUUGGGAGACAACAGUCUCUCAAUUCUGUGUCCACAGAAAACCACGAAGUGAAGUUUUGAGUCCUUAUCAUCCAAACUCCCUCGCUUGGUAAAUUGCAUAGGUGGUCAGGGCUUUCUGAAUUGGGUUUGCAUCCUCUUUAAAAGUAAAUAGCAUCCAUUGAGGUGAUACGGAGUUAGAAAUUCUAUAGGAUAUGAGCUUCUGAAGGUUCAUUCUCCGUGUGUGUUACUGUCUGCAGUCUGGGUGCACACUUCCUGGGUAACUCAUGUCCCCUCCUCACACCUUUCACCAGCGUCCUUUCAACAUGACAUUUAUUCACCAGCAGCAAGAUGCUAAUUGCAUACCCCCCCCCAACUGAAGAAUGCAUAUGGAGGCAGGUCCCUCAAACAGGCAUUAUUUUUAAAAGAUUUGCAUCCAUAUGGAUUCUGUCUUCAUCCUCUGAGGUUCUGUCUUCCUAGGCUCUUAGCCAGAGACCAGCAGAUGUCGGGGAAGCGCUCACUGCCCAGACUAAGCUACUGUAGGAGUGCACACAUGGCAGCUCCCACGAUGCCUCCUCUUGUUUUACCUGGAAGAUCUUCAUCAAAAGGCAUCACCCCCACCCCACCCCACCCCCGUAGUACCAGACGUGGAGUGACCUCAGACCCUCAAACUCACCACAAGACUCUGAGAUGCUCAUUGGAAGCCACCUGUGGCUGCCAGGUGUGUGUGUGAAUAUGCCAGGGCCCCUGAUGGCCCCACUGCUACUGUUUGGUGCCUCUGUCAGUCACACUCCGUCUACCUAACACUCAGCUCUGCUCAGAAAACUCAUAUCCUGCGUUCAGGAGAGAGACGAUACAACAUUGGGAGGUCUGCUUCCCUCUGGCUUGAGGCGCGCCCUCUCUCCUUUCCUGAGCCCAGCUUGCGUGUUGCGUGACUGCUCGUCCAGCCCCUGCUUUCUGCAAACAGCGUAGAACUUUCUCCGAUAGUCACAUUGGCCAAGGGAGACCUCGGGGGCUGGCAGGCAACCAGAAUUUCUCUCUCCUCUCUCUUUUUAAAAUAGUUUUAUUUUGUCUGUCUUGUUUGUUCAUUUGGAUGUUUUAAGUUUUUUUAAAAAAAAAAUCUUUCUGAUAUUUAUAAUUUUGUAUCAUAAGAAUGUUUUCCUACAGUAUUUGUCAUGCCAGUUUAUAACAGAAAAAUGCAGGGAUUUUAUUUCUAUUGGAAACACUAUUUCAGCUGUUUUACUUUUGAACAGAAUUUUUAUUUGUAUAGAGUGCUUACUAAUGUUAAAUAGUUCAGAGUAUAUAACAUUUUCAUUAAGGACUCAUGGUAGGUUUUAGUGUAAGGAGUUUAAAGGAAAUACUCAAACUGGGUCUCAUCGUCUGCCCGUUUGGGCAGAGAUGGGUUUGUGUCAUUUCAAUUACAAAGAUAAAAGUAUGCCAUAUAAUUUAUUUAUAUGAAAAUUUAUUUUUGUAGUGUACAUAGUAGUCAUCAAGUCUUUUGACAGAAGUAUAUUUUUAAAGAAUUUAUAUGUGAUGAAUCCAUAAUGUCUGCAACUUUGCUGAGACAUGAGUGGGGCACACUUUUCAUUGUAAAGUACAGCAAGGAAAAGAAAAUGGUCACCAGUGUUAAGAGAGUGAGAUUGAGUGAAUACCCAUGCAAUUGUGAAAUGCGUCUUAGUUGCCAUUUGUGACCUAGCGCGGUUCUCAUUUUAAACCUCUGAAGGCAAAAAUGUACAAACUCUCUAAAUAUUAAUGUUCAAACACUGAUAGAAAUUCUAACAUGAAUAAAAAAUAAUAUAACUUGUUGGUUA